This is a messenger RNA of Peronospora belbahrii, 966 nucleotides long. The record is from the annotation of a GenBank genome assembly. Lineage: Eukaryota; Oomycota; Peronosporomycetes; Peronosporales; Peronosporaceae.
AUGAAGGAUGAUACUUCUCCUCCGCCAUAUUCAGCUACACAGGUGAAUAACUGUGCAUUUACAGCAUGGUAUCCAAAGCUCAAGCAUCUUUCUAUCAAGAGUGUAGUUAUUCCUUUACCAUUGGAUUUUAUCUCGGUUCUUCUGGCUGAUGGUGUGACGUUACCAAUGACUUUCAUCGCGUCUACGACGAGAACGAAUGAGGACGAGACAGUCGAGGAGAAUGAAGACACUGAGAGCGUUUGUACCGUCACAGAUGAACAAUUUGAUGCAAUUCUAACAGUGAAAGCACAAGUGGAUCAAGUUUUGCAGGAUUUUCAUGGUCAAUUCUUUCCCCAAGACCAAUUGGAGUGCACCUCUGGAUGUAGUCCUGGAAAUGAUCACAAUGGACCUCGUGAAUGCUAUCUAGUGCUUAAAAAAUGGUGUAACUUUCUCGACUCGAUGUUGUUUCGGUGUUUUGUGCUUGGUCAUCGUCUCGUGGCUGUGUCGCAACGAAAUUGCAAUGAGUUUUAUGAGUUUCUACUAGACCAACAGGAUGAACUCUGUGAAUUACUCUACGAGUUCUAUCAAAAGAACUUUUGGUGUCCAAAAGGACAGUUUGUCUUUCCAGAUCCAAACUAUAGCUUUGAUGUGUACAUUGAUAAGCGUCAACGAGUCUAUCUCUUGGACAUCAAUGUGUUUGGUGAUGUCACGGAUACGCUGCUGUUUUCAUGGAAAGAACUGCUGGAGAUGCAGAUGGAAAGGCCAGCGACAUUACUAGACGCAGAAGACGAACAUUACGUGAUCGAUUUUCGGGUGGUUGAAUCGAGAAGAGACAUCCGUGCAAAUUCACUGAGUGUGUAUCGCGCACCGACUGAUCUUGUGGAUCAUCUCGCAGGUGGUGCUGGUUUCGGUGCCUUCAUUAAACAGGUUCAGCGCGAUAACACCGAUGCUGGUGACGAUAGUGACGGUAAUGAUGAAGAAAACUAG